Cynara cardunculus var. scolymus (artichoke) is the source of this 1664-nucleotide messenger RNA. Its product is annotated as wall-associated receptor kinase-like 8. The transcript has 4 exons. The record is from RefSeq and is a predicted model, not a curated record. Gene Ontology annotation, biological process: protein phosphorylation; cell surface receptor signaling pathway. Gene Ontology annotation, molecular function: protein serine/threonine kinase activity; polysaccharide binding; ATP binding. The coding region runs from base 117 to 1664 and encodes 515 amino acids. Lineage: Eukaryota; Viridiplantae; Streptophyta; Magnoliopsida; Asterales; Asteraceae. Gene Ontology annotation, cellular component: plasma membrane.
AUCAUGGUGUAUACGUAGUAGUCUCUGUUGUAGCUUCCUCCAAUCAUACUCACCCAUUGUAAACAUAAUCCCCUACUAAUAUAUAUUUUCUUAUCGUAAUUGUUGUACCUACAAAAAUGAAAUUGUUUCAACUUUACCAUUUACUUGUAUGUCUUUCAUUAAUAAUAACACCAAUAGCUCCUCAGAAAUACUCCAAGCCAGGCUGCUUAGAUACUUGCGGGAAGGUGAAGAUUCCAUACCCUUUUGGAAUUGGAGCAAAUUGUUCAAUCAACAACUGGUACGUCGUUGAUUGCAACUCUUCGAAACCAUACCUACCUGCACUCAACCACCUAGAAGUCCUGCUUGUAAACUUAUAUAAUCAUAUAGUCACUGUUUAUGCACCAAUGAUCUAUGAUUUCCAAAACCAAGUUCAGAAUAGGAGCCAAGUCUCAAGCAUCAAUCUUGGUACGAGCCCCUUCCUUUUUUCCCAAUUACAAAAUAAAUUUGUUCUCAAGGGGUGUGGCAAUGCUUUGAUGAUAGACCAUGGGAUUGUGGUUGCUGGGUGUUCAACUUCUUGUACCAAUGAUAGUAGUGUUAGUGAAAGAAACAACUGUUUUGGCAUCAUGUGUUGCCAAACAGAGAUUCCUCAUUAUCUUCAGUCUUAUAGCUUGGAGAGGCAGGGUGGAGAUGUGGCUCGUGGGUCUGCCUUCUUGGUGGAUAAGAAGUCAUAUGACGAAGGAAGCUUUUUUGGCCAAUCUAUUGGUGUGGAAAACCCUUAUGUUCCCAUAUCACUUCUAUGGACCCUAACUGAGAGUGUGUUAUCUUGUUGUGAUAAGAUAGGGAGCCCUUAUAAAUUCACCGUGGAUAUGCAUAACGGUACAUCAGUGCAUUCUUCGGCAUGCGCGGUCGGCAAUAGAUAUGAAGGAAGCCCUUAUUUACCAUUUGGUUGCAAACUAAACAAGGUAUGUGCAAGCUGCAAGGAUGAUGAAUAUUGUGAGCCUAACAUAAACUAUGAUGGUGACGGCUUUAACUUCACUUGUAUUGAGGUUGAGGGGUACAAAUUCCAAAGCAAAUCAUCACAACUGGGUGUUAUUUUAGGUGUUAGCAUAAGCAUGGGGUUACUUUUUCUCAUGGCACUCAUCUCUGCUUUAUACAAAGUAAUUAAGAAAACAAAGGCAAGGAGACGAAGAGAGAGGGUUUUUAAACGCAUUAAUGGUGGUUUACUCCGAAAGCAACAAGAAGAAACCGAACCAUCUUUAGUUGAUAGAACCAUACUUUUUACGUCACGUGAGUUGGAGACGGCCACUGAUCACUUCAACGAGAAUAGAAUUCUCGGCCGAGGAGGUCAAGGUACAGUCUACAAAGGUAUGCUAGUUGAUGGAAGAAUUGUGGCAGUCAAGAAAUCGAAGGUAGUUGAUGAAAGCCAAUUAGAGCAAUUCAUCAAUGAGGUAGUCAUUCUUUCGCAAAUCAGCCAUCGAAAUGUGGUCAAACUAUUGGGAUGUUGCUUGGAGACUGAGGUUCCUCUGCUAGUUUCCGAAUUCAUUUCAAAUGGGACCUUGUACGACAGCAUUCACAAUGAGACUGCUGAGUUCCCAAUUUCUUGGAACAUGAGAUUGCAAAUUGCUACGGAGAUUGCAGGAGCCGUAUCUUACAUACACCAUGCUACGACAUAUCACACGAAGUAA